CCAUGAACUGGUUUUUGUGAUUUCUGAUCCUACAUCCCUCACCGUUAAAACUAGAUACUGGUAUCCAGUUGUAAACAUCACACGUGCGAAAAUCUACUUGAAUUUGAGGCACUCAAUAUAAAAAGAAAAAUAGCUUCCACCUGCAAAACCAAAUAGGGAUUUAUUAAGACAAUCUAACACAUAAUUUGGAUUGGGUUAAUAUUUCAUAUGGCAAUCCUAUGGAAUAAGCUGCAAUAUGACUUUACAAUGUAACCAUGGAAACAGAUAUUUGGUAUUAUUUGAUGUUGUUGCCUAGUACCCUGAUUGUCUUGGUUAUUUGUAUGUUUAUUAGAUGGUUAGGACUGAAGUUUUACCAGCAUAAUUAAGUUUUUGGUAGAGAAUUAUACACCUGAUGUACAACUACAGUAUAUCAAUACUUAAGUUAGAUUUACAGAAUGGACUUUGACUUAUCAGAGUGGACGGUGGAUAGCAGUGCAGUACAGUUAAAUAAACAAUUAUUUGAUUCUGCAGGCGGUCCCUUAAUUAAUGACUUAUUUCAAAAGCAUCAACUUACUCCCUCACCUGGUGUGAAGGUAAAAAAGAAAAAAAGACAAAGCAAAUUACAAGUCAAUGAAGAUAUACCAAAAAAACAAAGGAAGAUUGCUGAGGAUAACCAUAAAACAGAUAAUGACAUUACAGAUGUUAUAACUAAAAAGUUGAAAAAUGAAACAAAACAAGGAAAGCUGAAACAAUUGAAAAGUGAUGAAAAAAUUAGAAAAAACAAAAUAAAAAGUGAUAAGAAGAUUUUUGCAGAAAAGAAACAAAGAGAAACAAUGAAAACAUUGAAAAGGAAACAUGAUCCAGAAAAUCAAAUUGAUGCAGUAAGUCAUGAAAAAAUUGAGAAAGGUAAAACGAAAAGGAUGAAAAAAAUGAAGAAGGAAAAUAUUGAAAAUGACAAUGAUGUUAAACAGUCUAGUGGUGGAAAGAUUUCAAAUUCAGAAACUUGUGAAAUAGAAGCAAAAAAGAAAAGAAGAAAAAAGAAAAAGAAUUCAAGCAAGAAAAAUAAAUAUAAACAUUUGGAUGAAAUGAGGAAAGCCAAAACAUUAAGUACAAAUGAUGGAAUAGUUCAUGCUGAACAAACAACUGUUGCUAAACCUAUUAAAACUUGUAAGGGAAAAAGUUCACAGAAGAAGUCAAAUGAUGAAAUAGUUCAUUCUGAACAUAUUAAAAAAAGUAAGGGAAAAAGUCCCAAGAAGAAGUCAAAUAAUGAAAUAGUUCAAUCUGAACAAACAACAGGUGUUUUUUCUGAAGAUGUAAAAACACAUACACGUAUAAAUAAGGAAAAUAGUUCACAGAAGAAAUCAAAUGAUGUGUCAAAACUUCAACAAAGCAAUAAAAAGGCUAAAGAAUUAAGCAAGACAGAGGAGCCUGUGAAAAUAGUUUCAGAAGGAAAAAAAUCAUUAAGUGACUUUGAAAAGUUUAAAGCUCAUAAGACUGAAAAGCAUAACUUCAGAGAUGAUAUGCAAACAAAAACAAAUAAAAAGUUACCUUUUAAGGUAUCAACCCUACAAAAAGUUCUAGGUGAUAGUAGCAGUUCAAAGGAUAACUCUAGCAGUACAGGGAAAAUAGAGACUGGUUCCAAGUCUACUGUUAACCAGGUGGACAAGAAAGAAAAAGCUGAACACAACCCAGAGAAAGAUGCAAAUACGCCAGAAAAAGACAAACAUAAGCCUCCAAUAUCAUUACGUGAAAGAAUGAUGGACCAACUGAAAUCUGCUAGGUUUAGGUAUAUUAAUGAGCAGCUGUAUACCCAGACAGGUUCUGAAGCAGUACAGUUGUUCAAGGGUGAUACAGAAGCAUUCCAUUGUUACCAUGAAGGUUUUCAGAACCAGGUGAACAAAUGGCCAACUAAUCCAGUAGAUCUCAUCAUCAAACAAAUCAAAGCAGGUGCCAGUACAGCUGUUAUAGGAGAUUUUGGAUGUGGUGAUGCUAAGAUAGCCAGAAGUGUCCCUAACAAAGUUCACUCAUUCGAUCUUGUGGCUUUAAAUGAGCAUGUGACAGUGUGUAAUAUUGAAAAGAUUCCAUUGACAGGCAGCUCAUUAGAUAUUGCUGUGUUUUGUUUGUCUUUAAUGGGGACAAAUUUGGUAGACUAUUUGACGGAAGCUAACAGAGUGUUGAAGAAAGGUGGAACAUUGAUGAUAGCAGAGGUAACAAGUAGAAUACAGAAAACCGGAAAAUUUAUCAGGAACAUUGAAAAGAUGGGUUUCCAGUUUAGCAGCAAGGACACAAGUAAUGCAAUGUUUAUACUGGCUGACUUUAAGAAGAUUGGUUCACCAGGAGAACUAACGCCUAACAUACAGUUAGACCCAUGUGUAUACAAGAAAAGAUAAUGUCACAUAUUUGUUAUAACAAGACAAUAAAUAUGAAAUAAAUGUUAUGAUGAUAAGACUAAAGAGAUCUUAUAAAAAAAGCCAGCUGGGCUAUGAUUUUUUAAGGAAUCCUGUUAAUAAUGUUAUUGAUAUGAACGAUGUUGAUGCACUACAUUUUGGAGACUUAACACCAAGGUCAUUCUUUAAGCUGCUCCAAAUUAUGCACUCAAAUUGAAACCUAGUUUGGUUUUAUUUCAAAAUAUUUUUCUGCCAAAUUUGUAUGAUAAGUAUUGUAUACAAUUUUCUAAACAACACUAUAAUUUUGUUAUAUGGUGUAUGGAACCUACUGGUCUUAUUUCAGUCCUUUACCAGUGCAAUGUAUCUUAUUUCUAAUUGGGUAAUGUUGUGCUGAAUGAGCUGCAAUUGGUUUUAUUAAGGUUAGUAAUUUACUUAGGUUAAUAGUUGCAUAUGUUCAUGAUUUUGUAGAAUGCUGUAAUCAUAUCAGCUGUCCACCAAAAAAAAAAGGAAUUUGAAAGAAGAUUUUAACCUAUAAUUAUUUGCAUGUAUUAAUGUUGUGUAUUAAUGCUUCAUUUUAAAAAUAUGGAAUCUUACUAAAUGUUUAUGCAAUACUAUUAUUUACAAUAAGUGCUUUUGUUGAAAUAAAAUUAAAGUUUUAA
Messenger RNA from Mytilus californianus (California mussel), 3025 nucleotides. RefSeq names its product ribosomal RNA-processing protein 8-like. The record is from RefSeq and is a predicted model, not a curated record. The coding region runs from base 435 to 2369 and encodes 644 amino acids. NCBI's taxonomy places the organism in Eukaryota, Metazoa, Mollusca, Bivalvia, Mytilida, Mytilidae. The transcript has 10 exons. Gene Ontology annotation, molecular function: methyltransferase activity. Gene Ontology annotation, biological process: cellular response to glucose starvation; rDNA heterochromatin formation; regulation of transcription by glucose. Gene Ontology annotation, cellular component: chromatin silencing complex; rDNA heterochromatin; nucleolus.